Solanum pennellii is the source of this 489-nucleotide messenger RNA. RefSeq lists its product as uncharacterized. The record is from RefSeq and is a predicted model, not a curated record. Lineage: Eukaryota; Viridiplantae; Streptophyta; Magnoliopsida; Solanales; Solanaceae. The transcript has 2 exons. Bases 1 to 489 code for a protein of 162 amino acids.
AUGAGAAGUUUUGUGACUGGUGUACCGGAGGAUCUGGAGGAGGAAUAUCGGGCAGCUAUGUUGCAUGAUAACAUGGACCUUGAUAGGUUGAUUGUAGAUGCACAACAGGUGGAGGAGAGUCAUCACAGGAAGAGAGGCCUAGAAGGAAAUAAGCCUAGGACCUCCGAUCAGGCUGGUUCUAGUACUGGUAGGAGUUCGUUUGGAGUCCAGGAUAGGGCCAAGCUCAGGAAAGGGCACUCGAACUCAGGUUCUAAUGCCUGCUAUGGGCGCGAAAAGAGUUGGCAUAUGAUCAGGGACUGCCCAUAUGUGAAUAAUCAGGCCAAGGCAGAUAAUCAGUCUCGGCCUAAGCCUACUACUUCAACCGAUCCUCCCAAGAGGAACAAGUUCUAUGCUUUCAAAGGUAGAGAGGAGCUGGAGAAGUUAGCAUAUUUGGUCACCGGUACCUUGCAUGUCUUUUCUUUUUCCGUGUAUGCAUUGUUAGAUCCAUGA